GUUUGGUGCUUGUAGUUAAAAGUGAUUAACGUAAUUACGUAGUAGUUCACUACGCACGUAACGUGUCCCUGUUCUAUUGACUGGGAAGCCCCUAGCGCGGAGCUGCCAACGCCCGGCGUAAAGACACAAACAGAGGAUACGAUCUUGAAUGAGUAGCAAAGACUGUAAAACACAGCUAUGCAGACCAUCAAGUGUGUUGUAGUUGGGGACGGUGCUGUGGGUAAAACCUGCCUGCUCAUCUCGUACACCACAAACAAGUUUCCAUCUGAAUAUGUACCCACGGUGUUUGAUAACUAUGCUGUAACUGUAAUGAUUGGAGGCGAGCCCUACACUCUGGGCUUGUUUGAUACAGCAGGUCAGGAAGACUACGACAGGUUACGACCUCUGAGUUACCCCCAGACAGAUGUCUUCCUUGUCUGUUUCUCCGUCGUGUCCCCCUCCUCCUUUGAAAACGUCAAAGAAAAGUGGGUUCCAGAGAUCACCCACCACUGUCCAAAGACCCCCUUCCUGCUAGUUGGGACUCAGAUCGACUUGCGGGAUGAUCCGUCUACUAUAGAGAAGCUGGCCAAGAACAAGCAAAAGCCCAUCACUCCGGAGACGGCCGAGAAGCUGGCGAGAGACCUCAAGGCUGUGAAAUACGUGGAGUGCUCAGCCCUCACGCAGAAAGGCCUAAAGAAUGUGUUUGAUGAGGCGAUAUUGGCUGCAUUGGAGCCCCCAGAGCCCAAGAAGAAGCGCAAAUGUGUGCUGCUAUGAGAGGCUCCUACCUUUUCAAGCGCGCACACACACACACACACACACGACACAUACAUACAUCUUAAAUACAUACACAAACACACACACAUGUCCCCCCCCCCUCUGUCUCCUUCCCCCCACACCCCUUUCCCUUGCUCUGCUAAGGCUGGUUGACAGCAUUGUCCUCCACAGGGAGGACUAGAAAGAAAAACAGCCUACCAAGUUUCAGAUAAUUGUCUGCAAUAAUAAGAAGCUUCACCCCCUAAAUCUGAGUCUGGGACAGAAGAUCAACCUAACCUGGCCAACGGGCUCUCUGUUGGUUUUGGGUGGGGCGGGGCAGCCUGGGCCGGGGAUCCAUUUUCCAAGCUUCCACACAAGUAGAGUUCAUUCUGUCGAGCUUUUGAUAGAUUGAUUUUUUGAUUCAGUCGGUGUCGUGGCCUGAUCAACCCUUAGAUGCCCAGCCAUUCUUAGUCGUCCUCAGCCACUGUAAAGUUUCCAUGGAUAUAAGCCCCGACUCAGCUCCUUCCCCCAGCUGCCUGAUUGGCGGCUGCUCAUGCUGCUGGUCCUGUUCCCCAUGCGUCGACGAGCACACUCAUCGUCCGAACUCUACGUUCUUUCUCGGCACUACCAGAAGAAAUGCUAACAGAGUAGUGUUGUCUUGUUUUUUGUUUGCCAACACCCCCCUUCUUCUUUCCAAACACACAACAAGUCUGAGAUAUUUAUUCCAUGUUCCAGGAAGACGCGCUCUUAACCACUAAGGAAACUGUGUAGGUUUAAAAGAACUCGUCAUUCAGAGCAAUACGGCUAAAACCUUCACACAGCUCUCAUCGAGGAAAUUCGUAUAUAUUGCCAUCUAGUAUCCAGUCCUCAUAGAGUGGACUUUUCACAGUGCAGAGUCUAUUUGAAGUGUGGUAAUCACUUGAAGAGCUAAAGGCGUCCAGUAGAAACGGGUCCGCUAGUUGACCACAGGAAUUGGCCUUUUUAGAUGCAGGGAACUUAAACAGUGUUAGCAGAACAAGCGGUGUGUUCUUUAUGCGUUGCCAGGGACCAAGGGAGGGUAAAGCAGAAUACUGUUUUUAACGCUGUCAUCACCUCACACUUAGAGCGGGCACAGCAGAGGCAUCCAUGUAAAACUAAUGUUCCUUGGCUUGCAUCGGCAGCCAAAUGUGGAGAUCCACUUUUAGACAACCGAUCAGUGAACGUUUUAUUCUCCACCAGAAUUCUGUGCCAGGUCAGAAUUCGGUGCCUUCCUGUAGCAUGUUUUCUCCAGGCUUGUACGUCUGAGGUGUGAAGGGCUGUCCGGUCUGCUGUACCCGUUCAAUCUGUGUGGUGCUGCAUGUAGCUGAGCCUUGGUCUCUGUUCUAAAUGAUAGGUUUAACAGAUGUAAUUAUAAUGUAAGCUGGCACACAAUGUUGAUGUAGGCUCCAGGUGUUUUUACCAAAAUCUUUUUUUUUUUUCUUCAUUAUUUCUGUUCGUGUUUUUUUUUAUUUUAUAUAUAAAUAUAUAAAAAAAAAGGUUACUUUCACUCCUUUUACAUUUAGGGGUCGGAACUCAUCUGAACUCUAACCUGCCAGUUUAUAGCAAGAAGACGGUUGGUUUAAUUGAAUAAAAACCUCCAAUGACAGAGAGACUGUUUGGUAAAGAUUAUUUGUGAUUGGUCGGUUCUUGUUUUUCUUAACUGGUGGCUUAGAGUUGGGUUGAUAUCCAGUCCAAGUCAGUAUAAUUCUUAUAACCUGUUGUUGUUUUGGUGCAAAACCAAAUGCUUUGUCUAAAGUCUUUGUUCUUUGUAUAUGCAUUCUUUUCAAAAAUAUUAAACUUAUACCUUAAUUGCCUUUA
Larimichthys crocea (large yellow croaker) is the source of this 2568-nucleotide messenger RNA. It is a transcript of the gene cdc42, whose product is annotated as cell division cycle 42. The coding region runs from base 178 to 753 and encodes 191 amino acids. The transcript has 6 exons. Lineage: Eukaryota; Metazoa; Chordata; Actinopteri; Sciaenidae. Gene Ontology annotation, biological process: small GTPase-mediated signal transduction. Gene Ontology annotation, molecular function: GTP binding; GTPase activity. The record is from RefSeq and is a predicted model, not a curated record.